Messenger RNA from Symbiodinium necroappetens, 996 nucleotides. The record is from the annotation of a GenBank genome assembly. Lineage: Eukaryota; Dinophyceae; Suessiales; Symbiodiniaceae.
GUCGCCAUUGAGCUGAAAAAGCGUCGCGGUGGUCUCAAGAGGCGAUUUGGGUCGACGGUCCUCACGCAGACGGACAUGGCCUACACUGGCAAGGUGACGGUUGGGAAUCCACCACAGGAGUUCGAGGUGAUCUUCGACACAGGCAGCGGGAAUCUCAUCGUCCCGGGCGUCAAUUGCACCGUCUCUGCCUGCACGCAGCACAGGAGGUUUGAUGAUGCUCAGAGCAAGACAAGCCACGCACACCACUGCGAUGGCGGCGAGGUCGGGUCGAACGAGGUUCCCAAUGACCUUGUGGUCACCUUCGGCACGGGAGAGGUCCGUGGACACUGCUUCCGGGACCGUGUCUGCCUCGGGGAGAAGAUGUGUGCACCCGCCAAGUUCAUCUCAUCCUUCGAGGAGAGCAACGACCCCUUCGAGUGGGUCAGUUUCGAUGGAAUCCUCGGCUUGGGAUUGGACUCUUUGGCGCAGUCGCACGACUUCAGUAUCAUGCAGCGUCUCGAGCGUGGUGACAGCAUCAAGUCACCGCUCUUCGCAUUCUUCUUCGCACGGGCAAAGGAAGAAAAGUCCCAAAUCACUUUCGGCGACAUCCAGAAGGACAAGCUGGGCUCCAAGAUGUAUUGGUUCAAGGUCAGUGGCAAAGCUGGCUACUGGCAGGUCGAGAUCCAGGACAUCUUCCUCGAUGAUAAGGCGCAGAACAUCUGCAAAGGCUGCCACGUGGCCAUCGACACCGGCUCCUCUGAGAUCGCCGGGCCGCAGCACGUCAUCGACCACCUCGCAGACAAGCUGAGCAUCAAGAACUGCAAAGAGAGGGCGAAGCUCCCGAAGCUCGGAUUUGCAAUCAAGGAGCACGGCAGUGGCGGCAAGACGAAGUUGCUCUCGCUCUCGCCGGAGCAUUACACCCACGAUCAGCUACUUUUCUGUCAAAUAGAUAAGUUGAAGGAGUUUUGGAGGGCUUCGGAUAUACGUCCCCCUGGGUUUGCGGGCCGAAGCCAAUGA